Molecule: messenger RNA, 444 nt
Organism: Didymodactylos carnosus
Lineage: Eukaryota; Metazoa; Rotifera; Eurotatoria; Philodinida; Philodinidae
Source: the annotation of a GenBank genome assembly
AUGAUGUACUGUAGGUAUGGAGUUGGAAAUAUUCAUUUGACAAAUGAGUAUCCAAGAGAUCAAGAUGACAAUUCAAUUAUUUUAUCAGUCAGUGCUGAUGAACCUAUCAUUGUGAAUAAGUCUUAUAACUACACAUCAUUAUUGACAGAAGCAAUAUUGAAAACAAAAAUAGAUGUUGAGAAAAAUUUUGGGAAAUGGAUUCGAAAAAAAUACAAUGAACAUCGAUCAUCGACGACGUCACCUGAUAUCACAAAAUGGGUGUCUAUUUUUAUAACACUUACUAUGUGUGGAAUAAUUCGUAAACAGCGAUAUGUAAAACUACGUCCACUUUAUACAAAUGAUUAUAAACACUCAGAGUCGUUACCAUCAACAAAUGAUAAACACGAUAAAAUCACAGCAUUAAACAGAGAAUUAAUCCAAGCGCACGAUGCAAUUCACGAAUGA